Messenger RNA from Linnemannia hyalina, 1257 nucleotides. The record is from the annotation of a GenBank genome assembly. Lineage: Eukaryota; Fungi; Mortierellomycota; Mortierellomycetes; Mortierellales; Mortierellaceae.
AUGCAACUCCAACACCAGCAACAACAGCAGCAAUAUCCGAUGAUGGGCCAACAGCCACAACAGCAUGACCCCAUCAGCGGCGCCCCACCUCAACCACCGAUGCAACAUGCCCAUAUGCAGUUAUUACAUUCGUUCUGGGUGAACCAGAUGCAUGAUAUCGAGAAUGUGCCGCAGGACUUCAAGAUCCAUCAUUUGCCGUUGGCGAGGAUCAAGAAGGUUAUGAAGACUGAUGAGGAUGUCAAGGCGAAGAUGAUCUCGGCGGAGGCACCGAUGAUAUUCGAUAAGGGGUGCGAGAUCUUCAUUACGGAGCUGACCAUCCGCGCAUGGAUCCAUGCGGAAGAAAACAAGCGGCGGACACUGCAGAGGAGCGACAUUGCGGCAGCUAUCUCCAAAACCGACAUGUUUGAUUUCUUGAUCGACAUUGUCCCCCGUGAAGAGUUCAAGGCUGCAAAGGAGGCCAAGGAGGCCGCGAGUGGUCAUAGCAAGUCGGCGUCUGGUGGGGGGAUUGAACAUCGACGUAGUCAGGAAUCGUUUCCUAACAUGAGCGGUGCUGGACCUGGUGGGCCUACUGCUGCAGGUGGCAGUGGAGGACCGAUUGGGUUGGAGGGGUAUGGGUAUCCUUAUGGUAUCCUUGAGAGUGGGCAGUUCGCCAUGGCUCCUGGCGGUGUCGGCGAAGGAAUGGAUCCGUAUCAGCAGCAGCUUCAAUUGCAGUACAUGAGGGCGCAAAUGGCACAACAGCAGCAACAGCAGCAACAACAGCAACAACAGCAUGGUAAUCAACGGUAUGACCUUCAGCAACAUCAACAGCAUAUGUCGAAUGAGCAGCAUUCGUCGGAGGACGGGUCGCAGCAGUUGCCACCUGAGGAGAUUGGAGUGGGACUGACGGCGUUCGGAUUGUUCUUUAUGCUGAUGGGCGUGAUGAUGUUUUUUGACGGCGGACUCUUGGCCAUCGGAAACAUCUUGUUCUUGGCAGGAUUGACGAUGGUUAUCGGACCUCAAAAGACAAUGUUCUUUUUCGCGCGGCCUCAAAAGAUCCGGGGGACAGUCUGUUUCUUUUUGGGCAUCCUUCUCAUCUUUAUCAAGUGGCCCAUCAUCGGCAUCCUCGUCGAGCUCUUUGGAUUCAUCAACCUCUUUGGUGAUUUCUUCCCUGUGAUUAUCGGAUUCUUGAGGAGAUUGCCCGUAAUUGGAAACAUCUUGAGCGCGCCUGGAAUCUCCAAGAUUGUGGAUCGCAUCAGCGGACAGAGACUUCCUGUCUAA